This is a messenger RNA of Ornithodoros turicata, 1120 nucleotides long. RefSeq names its product beta-1,3-galactosyltransferase 1-like. Gene Ontology annotation, cellular component: Golgi membrane. Gene Ontology annotation, molecular function: hexosyltransferase activity. The record is from RefSeq and is a predicted model, not a curated record. The transcript has a single exon. Bases 37 to 1050 code for a protein of 337 amino acids. NCBI's taxonomy places the organism in Eukaryota, Metazoa, Arthropoda, Arachnida, Ixodida, Argasidae.
GACAUCUCGCAGACAUCGUCGAAGCAAGCGCCCAUCAUGGUUGCCCUGUUUCGAAGCAUCUACACGAAAGUUCUCCUCUCCGCAGCAUAUAUAGCUGUCGCCAUCCAUAUCGUGGGACAGCUCUUCCGAUACUACACGUCGCCUCCAAGCGCCGCGGUCGACCUUAACGUCGCAGUUAAAGUCCCGACCUUCGAUCCACCGAGUGGGACAGAAAAAGAAGACGAGAUACAACUCCCCGACUCCUUCAACUACACACUGGACAACUACCGGUUAUGCGUGAGAGGCGAUCCUUACGGUGGCCUUGUUCUCAUCCUCGUGUCCUCAAAAUCCAUAAACUUUCGCGAGCGGAUCGCCAUCCGCGGGACCUGGGGCCUCUCGAGCCGCGACCACGGCUUCGUCCUCGCCUUCUUGCUCGGUCGUUCGGAAAAGAGCGGCAUCCAGGACCUUGUCCUGGCGGAGGACGAUCACUACUACGACAUCAUUCAGGGAGAUUUCCCGGACGCGAACGCGACGCUCAAAACCAUCAUGAUGCUCCACUGGGUGUCCGUGUUCUGUCCAGGCGCGAAAUUCGUGCUGAAGACUAACGACGACGUCCUUGUGAACCCGUGGGGUCUAUGGUCCGAAGCGUACACGUCGCUCAAGAAUUCCAAAUGGACGAUGUGGGGACUAAAGUAUGAGGAGGUCCGACUGCCCUCGAAAGCUUCAAGUGAUGCGCUGAUCGAAGACGAGGGUGAAGUUCGCGGCCCGUUCCUGGACGGCAGCUCCUACCUGUUCACCGCCGACUGUGCGAGCCUUCUCUACAGCCUCUCCAUUAGUGACCCUUCGGUGCCGGUAAAUGACGCGUACUUGACGGGGGAGUUGGCGUUGGAAGCAGGGCUACGUGUAGUUCAUCAUCCGGGAUUUCAGUUAUCGCGCACCCUGUUCCGACCCUGCGCGGUACCGAGGCAGAUAACUCGGCGUGGAUUCGACCCCAUGGCGCUCUUGAAAGUGUGGAAGACUGUACCGAUUAAGAGUAAAACGUUUCGCUGCAAUAUAACGUCUUCGACAUGAAAGCGUGUGAACCGUCUCGAAAUGAAACGACGUCUCUCUGUGCGUGCAUGGAACCGUGGAAGACCGUAUC